Molecule: messenger RNA, 3877 nt
Organism: Rhineura floridana
Lineage: Eukaryota; Metazoa; Chordata; Lepidosauria; Squamata; Rhineuridae
Gene: TMEM169
Product: transmembrane protein 169
Exons: 3
Coding region: 934-1863 (309 amino acids)
Source: RefSeq, a predicted model, not a curated record
CUGGUUUUCUCUUUCCUCCCUGCUCCCUACAGCAGUCGGAGGGUGGGAGAAGGGUUUUCGCCUAUUACCUCUUCUGCUCAGCCCACGGCCCACCGAGAGGGAACGGUGGCUUUCUUCUUCUAUUAUCUCAUAUGCCGAGGGGAGGAAGGAAGGAAGGGGUGGGGGAGUGGGUGGCAGAGAUUGGAUCAUUCAUUUCUCCCUCCCAGCGCUGCAAUCUAAGACUUUAACUUCGCCCACCGCCGCUCCUCCAGGAAGAGAAAACAGCAGCGUCCUGUUCAUCUCUACGACAGAUCUAUACAGAGACCCGUCGACUUCAUAGAAGAGCGGGGGUUCAAAGUGGAGGGAGAACGAUCUCCUCCCAACCUUCCCCGUUGAAGCGGAUCCCUCUGGCGUCUCCCUGUCCUCCAUCUCCUUUGCAGACGAUCCAUCGGAGUGAGGUGAGAGGAGAGGAGGGGCUCCCUCCUUUCCUAUCUGCAUUCACCUUGCCGGGGUAGAGGAUAGCGGAGGAGGAGGAGAAGGCAGUGACACAUCCUACCUCCCCACCCACGUUGCCAGCCGAGGAGGACCAGAGCUUCAUCCAUCCUUGGCGUGCCCCCGAUGCUAUCACAAGGUGCGGAUCAGGACACAGAGGCAGUUUCCAGGACCUGCUGCAAGGCUUCGCUGAUAGUGCAGGAGCGGGUAAGCGCGGUUAGGAAUGGAAUGUUUUCAUUCAGUGCUGUGAAAUGGUUGCUGCUGUUAGAUGGAGCACCCACCCCUACAAAUCGAUAUUAAUGGCUCAUAAGUGCAGAAGCUGGGUUUUUUUGUUUCAUAGAAUCAUACAAUCAUAGAGUUGGAAGGGGCCUAUAAGGCCAUCGAGCCGAACCCCCUGCUCAAUGCAGGAAUCCCAGUUAAAGCAUCCCCAACAGCUGGCUGUCAUUAUUUAACCUUGCCAAGAUGCCCAGCGAGAGGCUCCAAAGUAAUGGUGAGACGACAGAGGAGCCUGUGCUAAAGGAGAGUAAGGGUGGGAUGCAAAGUCCGCACCGCAGCUCCUUACGCAGGGCUGUGGCUACUGCAGUGACCUUCGAUGGAGAAGCCACCACCAAGAGAAGAAAAAAGAGGAAGAAGGAGUCCCGUCCUGAAUCGAUAAUAGUCUACCGGUCAGGAAAUGAGAACAAGGUGGAUGAAGAACAGGUGGAUGAGGAUGGGAGUGAGAGAAGCUCGGAGGAAGGCUCCAAGUUCUUGGGACAGCCUACUGGAGAUGGUUCUUGGGCCAUGCCUUUAGAUAGCAGAUAUGUUACUUUAACUGGAACCAUUACGAGAGGAAAGAAGAAAGGCCAGAUGGUGGACAUCCAUGUUUCACUCACUGACAAGGAACUGCAAGAGCUGGCUAGGUCAAAAGAGCCUCCAAAAACAGACAUUCCUGAAGGGAAAAAGGCUUGUGAGAUUGGGCUUGAUAAAGGCCCCCAUGUCUUUCUCUGGAGCCUUGCUUGUCUCCCUGUCAUCUUCAUCAUGUCCUUUGUGGUUUCUUUUUACUAUGGGACCAUUGCUUGGUACAAUGUCUUCCUGGUGUACAAUGAAGAGAGGACCUUUUGGCACAAGAUCACUUUCUGCCCUUUUCUAAUUAUCUUCUAUCCUAUCAUAAUCAUGGUGGUUUCUUUCUCCUUGGGCCUCUAUACAGCAGUGACACAGAUCUCAUGGGCAUUCGGGGAUUGGUGGCAUGCUGUGAGGGAUAUGGAGAAAGGAUUCUGUGGCUGGCUCUGUAGCAAGAUGGGCCUAGAAGAUUGUUCCCCAUACAGUAUUGUUGAGCUACUAGAUUCUGACAAUGUCUCAGGAAGCUUGUCGGCUAAAGGCUCAGCACAAGGUGAAGAGAUAUCAGCAGUCUGAGCCAUUGCUUUAAGUGACUCUGACUCCUCAUGUUCGUGGGUAUUGUAAAUGUACCUAUAGUGAUUUCAGGAAGUAUGCACAUACACUCAAGUCUUGUGGAAUAAAACUCUUAAAGGCAAUUCAGACAUUUGGGGGGGGGUGAGGGAAGGACAUGGCACGGUCCUUCCUUCCUGGAUGGUACCACUUCAAAAUAAAGGGGUGAUUUUAAGUUUGAGUACUUCCCCCUCCUACCAAAAAUUAUCUUUUUGUGAAAAGCUAGCAUGUGCUAGCCUAACUGUAUUUUUGAUUUCCUGAUAUUUAACAUGAUGCGGUAAAUACCUUGACUUGUGGUAAAUACCUUGCCCAGACCUAAUUUAUGCCACUUCAGGCUGCAAGUGAAGGGUUGCAUGUUUGAACAAAUUAAAUAUCUCCCCACGCAUUCAAAAAUAGAAUGUAUUUGAGAAGAGUAGACUGAAAACUUGUUUUCUGACAUGCUGGUUGUCUUCGUGCAGGGAUUUUGUAAAAGAGCAUUCAACCCCAGUCCCCUGUCCACAGCCUGAUACGGUUCAGUCCAGUAACAGCUUUACCACUUGAUUCUACCGAUUGUAUAAAAUGGACUGAAGAUUCUCAAAUAAAUAAGAAAAACCAAUGUGCUGGGUAAUAAUCUACCACUCAUUGUAUGAUAAUACUGCUGGCUAAUCAUACUGCUAGUCUGAUUAGUGUUUCUUACUGGAUUUUAUUAAAGCACAUUGCUUAGUGACAAAAAUUCAGUUUUAUUGGGUUGCUUUGUUGAGAGGGGAAUAGAAAUGUGCUCCAAAGCUUCCUGCCUUUGCAAACCAGAUCUUCCAGUGUGAACAUGCAAAUACAUUCUUCCAGUCGAUGACUGCCUCUUCCUUGUGCUGAAAACAGGGAGCUGCCAGGUGCUAUGGGAAAUGAAUGCAAUCUGAAAUGAAUUAAUUGGACAGUAUGUCCCAUUAAGACAGGGUUCAAAUGCAAUUACCUAUAGCCUGUGAUGAUGGAGGGUGUUGUCUUAUAAGCUAGAGUCCCAAAAAUUGUCUCCUGGGAAAGAAGAGGAAACCUGAAUGCUGCAAGCUGUAUCAGGCUCCCUCCCCUUUUAUCCAGCCCCUAGAGCAGCCUCUCCCAACCAGUGGGCCUCCAGAUGUUGUUGGACCACAAUUCCCAUCUUUCCUGACCAUUGGCAAUGCUGGCUGCGGCUGAUGGGAGUUGUGGUCCAACAACAUCUGCAGGCACCCUGGUUGGGAAAGGCUGCCCUAGAGUUUUUCAGUGGUCUCUGUGUCCCCAAUUCUAGUGUCUGGUAUAGCCAACCUGAAAUAGAAACUUUCCUUAAUAUAAUGUAAUGGAAAGGGGGGGGGAGGAACCUGUACAACAUCAGUAAGAUGCAUUGUGAAUCAAGCUAUGUUUGUGUGGAUGAUUAGCACAAGACUUAUUGAUUGCACAGAUUAUACAAUGAGGUAGGAAGUGAGUUAAUAUAAUAAAGGAUACAAUAGAGUGCUCUAAUUGUUUGUAUAGGACAAAUACUGUGGUAUUUGGGGCUGGUAAUUACAUAGUGUGUACAUAAAUUAUCUAUUUUCUACUAUGCAUUAUUGGGCCUCUUUGCUUCAUAAUCAGUCUAUUGCAGUCUUUCCAAUAUGGUGCCCUCCAGAUGUUGCUGGACUCAAAUUCCCAUCAGCUCUGGCAAGCAUGGCCAAUGGUGAGGGAUUAUUAAAGUUGGAGUCCAACACAUUUGGAGGGCAGCAGGUUGGGGACAUCUGAUCUAUGGACUAAUGUGAGAUAAACAAGGUUGAGCCCAAGUGCUGGUGCUAUUUGUAUUUGCCUUGUUAUGCCUUUGUAAACUGUAGAUUCUUUCUCUGCCUAAUGUUGCAAAGUGUCUGUAAAGUUUACUAACUUCAUUAAAAGCCAUGCUGUGGUUGAAAUGCACAAUGUUCUUUCCUUUCUCCACUCACAAAUUAUUGCUGAUGGUGUGUCAUUGGGUGUGUGCAAAUGUAACUUUUUGCAAACAGUGGGGACUGUUUUA